Molecule: messenger RNA, 14340 nt
Organism: Stegodyphus dumicola
Lineage: Eukaryota; Metazoa; Arthropoda; Arachnida; Araneae; Eresidae
Biological process (GO): lipid transport
Molecular function (GO): lipid carrier activity
Source: RefSeq, a predicted model, not a curated record
UUCAACUGCAGAGGUCAAAUCCUGCGAAAAAUCGCCUUCGUUGCUGUUGUGGACUCUGGAUCUCAGGGGUCACCCAUAAAACGGGAUAGUGAUUACGAAUUCGCCACAAGCAUUCUUGGGUCAGCUCUGUGUGGAGCGACUUUACUGAAGGAAUGCAGUUGCUGUGAAUUCGCAUCUACCAUGGCUUCUCAUCGAAAGUUAGUAUUAUUGUGUGCCUUCGUCGUCAGUGCAGUUGCAGUUCCUACGAGAAAGAGGGAACAAUGUGCAAGGUACUGUACAGAUGAAGCUGAUUUUACAUUAAGGCCAGGCAGUACAUAUACAUAUGACUAUGAAACAACUACUGUUACCACCGUCCAAGGACCCUCUCAAGAUAAGACUCAACUUCAGAUGUCAGCUCAAGUGGACAUUGAAGUUCUCUCAAAAUGUGAUCUUUCACUCAGACUUCGAGGUGUGAAUCUUAAGUUAUCUGAUCCUGAAACACCAGAUUACUUGAACUCCAUACGAGGAGUAAGAGAUUUCGCGAGAACAAUCGAGAGACAUAUUCUGAGAUUUUCAUUCCAAAAUGGCAAAAUUGAACAUGUCUGCCCAACAGAAGAUGUUCCAGCGUGGGUUCUCAACAUCCAGAAGGGUGUGCUGUCAGCUUUCCAGACCCAUGUUGUCAGACCAGACUGGGCCACAAGAACACUGGAGACUGACAUUUUGGGAAAAUGUACUGCUGAAUACCACUCUUUGGGACGCAGCUGGCAAGGAAUGCAUACCGUUCGUAAACUGAAAGAUCUCAGCACUUGUACUGACAGAGAAAAUGUCGAAACUUACUUGCAAGGAACACCUUACACGCAAGACUUCAUGACAAGAUCUUUACCCUUACUUAAGGGCAGGCAGGAGUGUGAACAAGUCCUUGGAAAUGGAUACCUACAGAGUUCUAUUUGUAACGAGGAGAUCGUCUUCAGACCGUUUUCAAAUGGAGGGAAUGGCGUCAUUACCACUGUUACACAGAAACUGUCGCACGCUACGACCAGCUCAAGGACAUUUACAGGAAAUGAUUACCGUCCCACGCAAGAGCCUCUGCUCUAUCGCCAUGCGAAAGAAGAGUUGAAUGCUGCAAGAAUUGCAGAUGAAAGCGAAGUUGCGUUGAAAGAACUCUGUGAUUCUUCUAAACAGGACAUCUCCAUGGCAGUUCCAAGGAAAUUUUCUGCUUUCGUGUAUAAACUGAAAAAACUUCCAUUUGCAUCCUUGAAAUCAUUCUACCAGAAAGUUGAUAGUAUGUGCCCUGAUAAUCCAAAAGCUAGGAAAUUCUUCAUAGAUGCCAUUCCUAUGGUAGCUACCUCUGAAUCUGCCCGUUUUAUGUAUGAAAUGAUCAAGCAAAGAGAUAUAUCUGAAUCAGAAAGCAAUUUCUGGUUGACAUCUCUCUCUUUCGUUAAUGAACCAACAGCUGAAAUGAUUGCUACGUUUACGCCUCUACUGGAUGGACGUAACGAACAAGCAUUGUUGGGAAUCUCUGCCUUCAUCCAUAAUUUCUGUAGAUCUCGCGAAUGCUCCUCCUACCCUCAAGUGAGAGAAGCUGUUCACAAACUGGUUGGAAAUCUAGGAGAUAACUGCUACACACCAGAAGAUAAGAAGAUCAUUCUAACUCUGAAAGCCCUUGGUAACAUUGGCCACAUGUUUGGAAAAGAAUAUAUCGUGGAAGCUUGUUAUAAGAAUCCUCAAAUCAGAACUGAGGCUCGACUGGCAGCGAUCGAUACAUUCCGGAGAGUCAGCUGUGAUGUAUCUCGAGAAAGUCUAAUGAAUAUGUACAGUAAUUAUAAUGAAGAUACUGAAAUCAGAAUAGCAGCUUACUUGGCGAUUAUGAAGUGUCCCAAUUCUAAGACGAUUCAAGACAUCAAGAAUGUUUUCAUGAAAGAAAAGAUCAAUCAAGUUGGAUCUUUCAUCUGGACUCAUAUGAAUGCAUUGGCAAAGAGCAGACAUCCAGAAAGGCAAGAUAUUCGUGACAUAGUAUCAAAUUUGUAUCUCCUCAACAAAUACGAAUCGGAUGCGAGGAAGUUCUCAAGUGCACGGGAAGCCACUUUCUUUUUGGAAUCCAUCGAUUCUGGAUUUCACAUCGAUAAUCACAUAAUAUUUUCCACAGACUCUUAUUUACCGCGAACAGCUAUGUUCAAUCUCACAGUUGAUAUCUUUGGAAAAACAUGUAACUUGUUCCAGAUAGAUGGAAGAAUGGAAGGUUUAGAACAUGUCGUCGAAAGUUUCUUCGGGCCCCAUGGCUACUUCCCUCAGAAGAAUGUUGCGAAGUUACUAAGAGAAAAGCGAUCUAUAUCUAACAAUAAAAUAGAUGAGCUGGAUGAAAAGUUUGAUGCUCAAUCCCGCUUCCAACAACAGCCCUAUGGCUCUUUGGAUGUUAAAAUCUUUGGUACUUCAAUGUGGUACAAUCAGUUCAAAGCAAAUGAAGAUGGCAUGCCAGAAAUCAAUUUAUUAGACUAUGUUACUAAAUUAGCAGAAGAGCAGGAAAAGGAAUAUUCUAAGAGUUUCAUGUUCUUGGACACAACAUUCACAGUUCCUAUGACAAGUGGUCUCCCUCUUCGCAUUGCGGUUAACGGUACAGCCAAUGUGGGAUUGAAAAUCGGUGGAAAGUUUAAUGUCAAAUCUCUCCAGCAUGUUGACAUAAUGGGACACAUAGAGCCAAGUGGAUCAAUUGAAAUCGCUAGUCUUUUGACUGUUGAUGCUGGUAAUGUGGCCAAAUCCGGAAUGCGAGUCGUAGGCACAAUGCAUUCUUCUACAGUUCUUGAUGGUCGACUGGAAGUGAGAAAUGGCGAAGUGGUGAAAGCUCAACUUAACAUGCCCCGAGACAGGAUAGAUGUCUUCAACAUGGAGAGCAAAGUGUACCUUGUCCACGGUCAUGAAGAAAGGGAGCAAAAGGUAGACAAGAAAGAUGGAACUUACCUGUCCAGUUGCUCAGGAGAAACUUUCAGCAAUCUUUUCGGAGUUUCAUUCUGUUCAGAACUUCGCGUCCCACCUUACAGACCCAAUUCUUACCUUCAUCCGAUUAAUGGACCUGCAGCUUUCAAUUUAUUCAUUCAAAAGACCGAUCUGUCUCUGAAGAGUUAUAAUUUUGACGCUCAGUGGAAAAAAGAACUGAAAAAUGGAGCAUAUUCCCGGUAUGGUAUGAUAUCCAUUGCAACACCCCGGUCACAUAUCGAAAGAAAUAUUAAAUUUGAAGUGAGUGUCGGUAAAAAAGAUAAUUCCAUCAGCUUGAAAAUGAAAACGCCUCUGAAGAAACUCGAUAUAAAUGCAAUGUUUUUGCAUGAAAAUAGUCAGAGCAAAUUGACUACAAACAUAGUCGUCGAUGACAAAUUCUUUUUUGGUCUGGAAUCAGGACUUCGUACUGUAAAUGAGAAAAAUGCAGUCAGUUACAUGGCGUCUUUAGAAAUGAAGGCACCAUCAAAGAAACUGGUAACCAUGAGUGGAUCAACUACCCUAAAGUUCGGAGAAAAAUAUUCCGCUGAGGUGAAGAUUGAAGAUCUUACUCAAAAACCUAUUAUUGCUAAAGGUAACUUGGAAUUCCGCGGGCAAGAUCGUUAUGACACUGAAAUGAGCUUAAGUAGCUAUGCAGUAGAUGGUACUGUGAGAGGUUUUGCUCAAUUAAGUGGUAGUAUGUCUGCAAAAAUGACUGCGGAUUACAGGAUUAUGGAAGGAAAAAUGAAUAAACUGAGCAUCACUGGGAAAAUGAGAAAUCUUUCUGUUUCUGCUCUUACUAAAUACAAUGGCUUAUUAAAUAUCGAAACCUCGUUCUUGCCUGAAUGGAACACUGAAGUUUCUUUCGAGACCAUGAAGACAACUGGACACAUCGAGAAUACUGUAUCCAUUACUCUUGGAGAUGGUAUACGAAGCAGAGCGCACACUAUUAAAUUUCAAGAAAUUCUUGGCUACAGUGGUACCUUGAAAAAUAAUAAAAUUGAUGGCUCACUUAGCUUAGCUUAUCCCGAGAAAAACAUAGAUUAUUCUAUUUAUGUAAAUCAUGAAAAUACAGAUAAAAAUUUGAAAAGUGCUCUGAAAUUUCAAUAUGACAGGAACAAGCAGAUCAGCACAGAAGUUCAGCUUAAUUUUGAUACAGAAUAUCCACUAAGCUUCACAAGUGAUAUAAAGCUUCGUUAUCCAGGACAUAGUGGUGCUGCUCGGCUGGCCAUCAAUCAGUCAAAUGCAAAAGAAUAUCGAGCAACUAUGUCUUAUCAAUGGCAACAAAGAAGUACUGAAAUGAUUAUUCAUUACAAUGAUAAAAGUGAAGGUUCUCGAUUUAAAUACGAAGUCGAUGGACAACUAAAACUUCCAUCAGCAAGACCAACACUAUUUGCUACAACACUUGGAUUCCAUAGAAGUCAGUUCGCCUUGUCUUCAGAAUUAAAUGUUGGUAUUAACAAAUAUCAAAUGAGAGCGGACUACAUAGGAGGAAAUUCUCUUAACCAUCGCAUUACAGGUCAGGUGUCUUCAAAUAAUGACAUAUAUGCUCUAGAAGCAGCUAUUCAGCAUCAAAGAAAUAAAUUAAACUGCAAUGCUGAGAUAAAAAUGCCAAACCGCCAGAGAAUUACCACCAAAAUGGAAGGCAGGAUGGGAGAUAAUCACCGAAUAGGAUCCUUUGAAAUAUUAUGGGAUGCAGACAGAGACAGCAGCAAGCGCUUUGCAGUAACAAGCGAACUGCGAAACAAACCCGACGGAUAUGAUGGAAAACUUGCUUUGGAAGUGUACCGAAGAAGAAUGACUGGAGCACUUAGCAUUGGCUUACAAGGAGAUUUACGCAACUCCCAAUGGAAAACCAAUAAUAGAGCUGAAUUUGAAUGGGCACCAAACAAAAAGGUAACAGCAGUGUUGGCCGCCAAUAUCGAAAUAGACAGAUCUCAACAACAAGUCAAUAGUCAUUUAGAGCUUGCAACACCUUACAAUGGCUAUGAGAACUUAACUUUGAGUAUAACACAUUUAUAUGCUAAUAAGCAGUGGGAUAGCGAAAUUUCUAGCAAUCUGCCGGGAAGAAACCAGUUUUCCGUGUCAUCAACAGGAAGAUUUAACUUUGCAAGAGGUGGGGCUAAUGUCGAUGCAAAGGGGAAAAUUCAUACAUCAUUUAUGCAAUUAGAAAACUUGUAUAUGGAAUUUAAUCAUAACCAUAAUCCAAUCGACCUUGCAAGUAAAGCACAGAUUAGAUGGAACAAUUAUGAUAGAAUAAUUUUAGAAUUAUCAGGUAAUCGACAUAUCGAGUCUAACACACUAAAAGGUGUGAUCAAAUUCAAAACUCCGUUUUCUUAUAUGGAAGAUAUUUCUGCUGAAAUAAACCAUAGCUAUGUAAAAUAUAAUUAUUAUAGAACACAUGGUUCACUGCAGUGGGCUCCAAGCAGACAAAUAACCUUAAAUUUUGAAGGCAACCAGCAACUAAGUGGUAGACGAAGAACAUGUACUGUAUCUUUGAAAGGUACUUCUCCGUAUCGCGGAUACGAAAACGUGGAAGCAAAGGUAAUUUACAGAAAUGAUGGCUCUAGUUUAAAUACAGAUGGAGAAUUAAUCUGGAACACAAACAGAAUUACUUCAUCUGUCUCUGGUGUGAUCAUGAAUACUUUAUAUCAUAAGAAUUUUGAAAGCAAGAUACAAUUUACUACUCCUUUUAGGAAUUAUGAAGCUGUCGAUCUGUCAUCAUCACUAGAAAUACGUCAAAAUUCGUAUAAAUUAAAUGUGGCUACUAACUUGCCUUAUAGUUCAAAAUUAUCUCUGAGUUCUGUUGGAAAGAUGAACAGUUUUAAUGAUAUUGAAUUUAAUGCAUUGUUAACAGCAGAAUCUCCUAAAUACAUGGAUCCCAAACGAGGGUCCAUUGAUUUUGUGCACAAACUUAUUAAUUCUAAACUGCAAAGCACUCUUGAUGCUGGUUUUGGAAAUGAAAAGGUUACCAUAUUGCUGAGCGGCUUAAGUGAAUCUACUUAUAACUACAAAAAUAUUGAAUUUUCGGCAACAAUAACAACAACUUUUAAGAAAUAUGAAGAGCUGCAUAUUGAUUUAACCCAUAACCAAAGGGAUGCUGAAUACUCGACAAAACUGCAUCUCACCAAAAAUGAACUGAGUGGAUCUUUGAAUCACAUGCUCAUUUUUAGAGAUUGGUUAAAUUUUGAUACACAGGCGGAAUUAAUUUCAAAUUCGCCCAUACUCAACGGAAAAAUUUCAAUCCAUCAUGAAGGCGACGGAUCUCUGUUAAAGCACACUAGCUCAUUGCUUUGGGACAAGAACAAGGAAAUUAUACUGAGUGCUGAGUAUUCCAGCAAGUUUUAUUCAAAGUCAUUUAAUGCGAAAAUAUCUACUCCAUUCAGGACUAUCAGGGAGCUAGAAGUUAAUUCAGGUUAUGAAUAUCUGAACACUGAGCUCAAAGGAUUGCUGAGAGUUUUAUGGGACCGCAGAAAUAAGAUGGAAGUCAACGGAAAUUUUAAUUACAAUCGAUGGGAAAAGGUCAAUGCCAAUCUGGAAUUUACCAGUCACUUUAAAGGGCAUGAGUUUUAUUCCACCUUAGCUAAAUAUGAUUUGUCCAGUGCACAGAAAACUGCACAAUUUUCUUUCCUUUGGGGCUCUGCAAAUAGGAAAGAAAUAGUUGCAAAAGUUAAUUUCUUAAAAAGCUAUCGUUCUUUGAAUCUGGAAACUACUUUAGCAACCCCCUUUGAUGAAAUGAAAAAAGUCUCUUUCAGCGCUACAUGUAACUACAGUAGAGCGGAUAAAAGCGUAAGUUUGAUUUAUUCUAAAAAUGACAACAGUUUCGUCCUAAACGGGAGAUCACUUAUUCGUCGCGACGGAGCCUCAAUAAAUUUUGAGCUUUCUACACCUUACAGAACACUUAGAGAAUUAAAAACAUCAGCAAAGUAUGAUAGACUCAGAAAUGGUAUCAGCGGUGAAUUGUUUUUGGACUGGAAUAGCGCAAAUACGUAUAAAAUGAACGGACAGUACGAACUUAAAGACACCUCCGUUGAAGCAAAGUUUGGAGUCGUUACACCAGUCGAAGGCUACGAAAAUGUAGUUCUUGAAGUUAACGGUAAUUGCGAAAGUAGUAAAUUUAAUUCUCAAGUUAACUUAAAAUGGAGUAAAAGUAAAAAUAUUUUAAUUGAUGUUUUAUCAGAGUAUGAUCCAAGAAGCGGUUUCGUCACUUUCCGGGCAGAGAGUCCGUUUCCAAAAUAUAGAGAAAUUCGUUUUGAAUCUAAUUAUGAAAAGAAAUCUGGUCAGUAUAGUGGCAAAGUAACAACUACUAUCAAUCGAAGGAGCACGUACGAGGGAGUUUUAGCAGUAACGUAUGGUGGAAACAAUAUAGCCAAACUAAACCUGAGAUUCGUAUCACCUAUUGUUAACUUUAGAGAGAUAGAGCUAACGUCUUCUAUUGAUGCUGAACCCGGAUUUUAUCAGUUUUCGUCUAAUCUAAGAAUGGAAAAUAAUGAAAUAAGUUCCCUUAUUUAUUUGAGCAAAAAAGGAAAUGAAUACAUGGAAUGCAAAGUGAAAGUAAAUACCAAUUUCGAAAGAUUCAGAGUAUUUAGCUUAGACAGCUCUUUAAGCAACGAUGAUUACAGUGUUAUCGAGGGACGCAUAGAUUUGGUAACACCCUUUGAAAUUCUUCGCAGCUUCGAAGCUAGCGGCGAAUAUAAGCUUAACAAAGAUGGUGGAUUCAUUUCCCUCAAAUGUAAAACACCUCACAAAAGUCUAAAUAUCGAAGGCAAGAUGUCUAACAGCCAAUUCCGCCCAUUAACAGCAUCGCUGGAAAUCAAUGCUCCUUUUACAACUUUCAAAAAAAUUUCUACUAAUGCCGAAAUAAAUAUGAUAAAUUGGAGCAAUGCACAAUUUAAAUUUUCAACUAAAUCACCAAUAUUUGCUCAUACAUUUGAUGUAUCCUUCCAGAAAGAUGAUGAUGAUUUAAGCUUUGAACUAAAAGCUGAUUCAUCAGCUUUACCUUACAGAACGGCUAUCGUUUCAUGGAAAGCAAGUUACAAUUUGCCAAAGCGAACCGAAACCGAAAUUUCUAUAGAAUUAAUGGGCAAAGUACAUUACAUUAAUGGCCAGUUUAAAGACUCUGGAAGGGAUAUUGAUGUACAAGUAACUAUGGAAAGUUCAUUACUUCCAGAAAACAAGGCUGAUCUUUCCGCUUCAUACUCACGUAGGCGUAAUAAUAAAGUUCUGGAAGGUAAGAUGUAUUUUAUCGUUCCCAGCUCAACUCACCAAAUUGUUGCCAAUUAUGAAACUAAAGGAAAUCAAAUCGCUUCUACGCUAAAAAUAGACAGCAAUGUUUUAUCCUUUUCAACACUGAAUGUUCAGGCUAAAUACAUAAACAAUAACGGUCGUGACAUUGAAGCAGCAUUUUCUGUUUCCACCCCUGAAACAACACACGCAAUUACAGGAAGCUUAAAGAAUUAUGAACGAGAAAAAUUAAUUCAGUUGAAAUUGGAAUGCCCAUUGGCAGCGUCGUUGAAUCCAUUUACUAUCACAGGAACACUGAACAAUGAGAACUUCGAUGCUAUGGAUGGAUCACUGAUCGUUACCACACCCGGUAAUGAAGUCCGUGUAGCCGGAAGCAUGAAGAAAGUUGGCUGGAAAAAUGUGGAAGCUUUCUUAACCGUCACCACACCAAUAAAAUCCCUCCGAAUGCUAAGAAUUGAUGGAACGUAUUUAAACGACAAUUUCCAAAAUGUUGAAUGCAACUUCCAGCUGGAAACUUCUAACGAAAACAUUCCAGAAUUAGGCCUCACCUCUAAGCUCAGUCGGACGCAGUCAUCGGAAGAAAUGUCCUUAAUGCUUCGCUUGCCUGUUGCAAACUAUCAAUCGGUUCAGCUUUUAGCAAAUGCUCACCACAAUGCCGAAUUUUCAAAUGCUGAUUCUAGAAUAACAUUGAGUCUCCCCAAAUCAAGGUAUGUUGUAUAUUCUCAAUAUGGAAUAAGUAAAAACCGAAUAUCGGGCAGAGCAGAGCUUGAACUGGCUGGUUUUAAGUGGCUGACAUCCGGAAGACUGGAAAAUACUGCUCAGCAAAAAGAUGUUUCUCUGAGUCUUACUACUCCCAGUGAAAAUACUUAUAUUUUCGGGGGUACUUAUGGAAACAUAGGUAAUCGUCAGCAGCUCACAGCUACUUACAGCAGCCCCUCUAAUGAACGCUAUAACUUUAAUUCAUCGCUAAGUUUCAGAAAUUUCGGAAAUUUUGAAGUCGAAUUCGAAGUAGAAACACCUUUCAACAGGUACAGAACAAUGCAAGCCAAAAUAAAGCAGGAGUACAUUUUCAACCACCAUUUUUCGACUAUUGUCGAAUGCUGGAAAAACGGCCGUCAUGGUCUUUUUAGACUCCAAAAUCAUAUUAGUAGAGAUGGCUUGAAAGGAGUUAUUCAACUAGCUUGCCCUUAUACCAAAACUGAAGAUAUAAAACUUCACUAUACGCAUCAAAAGAAAUCCUCAACCAGCGAAUGUAAUCUGGAAUUCCACUACAAUAAAGUCAAACAUCUUAAGGUAGGCCUUCUACAUAAAAGCGAUAAAACAGCUCAUAUUACGUUAGAUAUUCCAGUUUUGCCCCUGACAGUAACUGCUGAUAGUAAGAAAGAUAGGAACAGUCGUGAAAUAAAAUUUAUGUCGACUUAUCAAAACCGUGCUGUCGCUUUUCGAACAUCUUAUACCGCCGAAGACAACGAAUUCCGCCAUGAUGCAUCAUUCGCUUGGGAUGAGAGCCGUAAAAAAGGAAUUUCCUAUGACAUUAAGAUGGCUGAUACUGAAACUGGAAAAGAACUAUGGAGUAGGCUUGACACUCCUUUGAGGUCUCUGAUGAUGAAAGGGAACUUCACCAGAACUAGCCGAGCUUCGUCUGGAGGUGUGGACUUUUAUUGGGAUGCAUCUCGAAGCUUAGAGAAACGCAUGGCAGUUGGAAUUCAACAUGCUGACAUGAGCAGUUACAGAGAAACAUCUCAUCGCAUACAAAUUACUGUAGAGCAUCCAAAACUUCCAAAGGCUGUAAUCCAAACCAAUACCCUCACCUUCAGACCAUCUGAAAUUCAUGGUAAAAGUGAAUUGAUUUACUCAACUAAUGGACAUCACAACAUCCUCAUGGAGUUCAAAGCUUCUGAUUCGUCAGAUGGAAGACGAGAAAGUCAUUAUAAGGGAGAAUUCUCUCUAAAACAUCCUGUCAACAUGCUAAACGUGAAGUGUGUUGGCGAAAUAACAGACAGAAGAAUAGAAUCUUCUGCUCACUUUAAAGUAGAAAAUCUCUAUAGACCACAGGUCCAAAAUGUCAGAGAGAUCAAAGCAACGAUCCUGAAGACAAGGCAGCAAGUCGAUUUGGUGGUGAGAAACAACGAUGAUCAAAUGACAGUGCUUGGUCAGGUAACUGGCAGAAAUGGAGACAUUAAUGUAUCGAUCACGAGGAAAAUGAACGAGAUAAUUGAUUUGACAUCCCAGAUACGUUACAGCAAGCGUAACAGGAUGCUAGACGUCUCUGUCAGUAAUGCAGAAAACUCUGGAUUCCAAUUUACUGCAGCAUUCCCUAAGGAUUCCGCAAGCCUGAAAGUCUCACACAGCACACGAGGAAAUGUUAUAAACGAUGCCAGUCUAUACCUAGGUUUAGAAGAGUCCAAAGUCCUGAAAUCUCAGGUGAACUGGAGACCAAGAUUAUGGGAAGAACUAAGAGUAAACACUGGUGAAACUUUGAGAGGUUUUAUUGAGUCCGCGAAGUCUCGUUAUACGAAUAUGAAAUCAGCACUUUCGAAUGAGUGGGUAUUAAGAUCUGGAAUCCUAGCUCAGUCCAUGUCGCAAGAAUUAUCUCCAUUCUUUGAAGACUUGAGGAAUAGUGCAUCUGAUAUUGCCAAUGAUUUACAGAGCGCAAGGGAUGCUUUCUGGAAUAUGUACAACAGAAAUGAAUUCUAUAUGCAAGAUAUGGUCAAACAAGGAAAGGCACUGAAGAAGUUUAUGAGUGACUUGGCCGAUGGUUUAGUCCUCGCAUGUGAAGUUACAUUCAACAUAAUAAUGGAAUUCCUCGAGGAUACAUACGAUAAAAUAUAUUAUAAGUGCCUAGACUUCUUAGACUACCUUCAAUAUAUGUAUACACGGUGGGCAAUAACGGCUAAACAAGCGUUUAAAAAUGCCCAGGAGGCUGCCAGAAAGGGCUUGAUAACUUGUGCUAUGAAACUAGAGCAGACUGUUAACUUAAUAUCAAAGAAACUUGGAGAAUUUUCUGAUUACAUCAUUUUAAAAUUGGACAAACUGGUUCGAGCUUACGCACCUUGCUUCAUCGAUGGUUAUUACUACAUCAAAAAUGCAGCUGAUAGUAUCCGAUACUCUGUAAAUGGUAUUAUGACGGAAGUUUCAGACUGCAUUUUCUCGAAUCGAUACUACAUUGCAUUGAGGAAUUAUGCUUAUAGUGUAAUGGAUACAAUCCAGGCUUUCCGUGAUUAUGAAUACAUGGAAUCAGCGCAGGCAUUUAUUAACAGAAUAUAUGAUGCGGAAAUACUGAAUAAUGUAAUCAACCAUCCAAGCGUUGAGUACAUGUCUGGCAUCGCCAAUUCUGCCCUUCGAAAGAGUGUAGAAGUGUAUCACAACUUGGGAAUGGACACUCUGGUUAACACCGCAUCAGACACUAUAUCCAAUUAUGCUAAAACCCUUGCACUGCAGACGGCUCAAGACCUUCUUUCCGAAUUUUACCACAUGAAAGGCGGUGCUAAAUAUGACUUCGCACCUGAAAGAGGAUACAUGGCCAUUGAGUUCAACUUGCCUACCACUCGUAACAGCCUCAUUGAAGUAUUUGAUUUCAAGAGCUAUCCUGAAUAUCAGAAGAUGAUGAACGUAAAGAAUACCUUGGCCGUUAACUUCUACGAAGACUUCUGCAUAUGGGACUUCUAUUAUAAAUUCAUGAAAUAUUUUACUCCUAGCUAUUGGCUGCCAUCCUUUACAGCUCAUGCUAUGAUAGCUGGUAACCAGCACUACAUUACUUUCGACAAAUUACCAUUUGAGUUUGCUGGCAGAUGCAGCUAUUUGCUGGCUCGUGACUUUGUGGACGGGAACUUCUCUGUAAUUGUGAACUAUGGAAGGGAAGAUUACCAGAGGAAAUCUUUGACCAUUCUGACCGAAGGCAAGAAGAUAGAUAUCGGUCAAGAUUACAAAGUCACGCUAGACGACACGAAAACGGAACUUCCCAUUCAGAUUGGCAAGACAAUCGUCAUUCGAGAAGGCGCUAAUGUCAGGAUAGAGAACGAAAAGAAAGGCUUUUCGGCUGUUUGCAACUUUGUCCGCAACUACUGCAGUUUAACUUUAUCCGGGUUUUACUUCGGAAAAACUGGAGGACUCUUUGGUACAUUCAACUAUGAGCCAAGCCUUGAUAUGAUGACUCCAACAAGACACUUAGCUGAUGACGUAGAAAGUUUUGCCAGAAGUUGGGAAGUAGGACAAAUGGCUUGCAGAAGCACAGAGAACCUGGCUACUUUGCCAAGCAACGAUUACAUGGUCCAGAAGAAAUGCAGAGGCAUGUUUGAAAAAUCCUCAUCUGAAUUCAGAGCUUGUUUCAAACAGGUUGAUCCUGAAAACUACCUGAAGAUGUGCAUCAACGAUCUCUCUGCUGUUCACGAGCGAGUUCAUGAUGCUGUUAUUUGCCAGUCCGCUGCUGCUUAUUUUGCCGAGUGCAAAAUGGCAGGAGUACCUCUCAAGAUGCCCAAGGAUUGCGUCCUUUGCGAGAAACAAGAUGGAACAAUGAUGAAAGAAGGAGAAGCUCUGAAGUUCACACGCGGAAAUAGUGUUACAGCUGCCGAUGUUGUUUUCCUGAUAGAAGAGAAAGCCUGCAACAAAGAUCGCGUCAAAUACUUAGGAAAAUUAGCCCAAAACAUUGAAGAUAAUUUCAGGCAAAAAGGAUACCGUGACAUCAGAUACAGUGUCGUAGGUUUUGGUGGAGACGAAGUUCACGCUGCUCCUCAUAUUCAUACCAUGGAUGGUCAAGAAUCUGGCCCUCUGAGAUCUCUGACAUCAGCUCUCGAAAGUAUGGAGUAUGGAGAUGGACCUGUUAAUAUUCUAGAAGCUCUGAGAUUCGCCGCAGCGCUAAACUUUAGGUCUGGAACAGUUAAGAGUUUCGUACUGCUGAAAUGCUCAACCUGCAAAUCUGAAGAAGUUAGGGCUGAGUACGGCGAAAUGUUACGCACGCUGUUGGAUGGAGAUAUUACACUCCAUCUUGUCAUGGAACAGAAAUAUGAGAUGAAAGUUCCCAACAAGAAUUCGAAAGCUCGAAGAGUCAUUGGUGUUGACAAGAAAUUUGCUUACACUUUGAAGGACGUCAAGGAUAGUCAGCUGUCUGGAGACGGCGAUCUGCUAGCUCAGCUUAAGAUUCCUAAAGAUGUCUGCAUACCACUCGCACUCGAAGUUAACGGUUCCAGCUUCGAUUCGCAGUUCCUCACCGAAACGAAAAAGAACACCAACAAGAAAUUCAUGGACGUCUUAGCAAGGCUAGUAGUCAGGUCAUCGUCAGAGGGAAGCACAGAGUGGGGCAUGUGUUGUGAGUGCAUAGCUACUGCUGACGGCAUGGGAAAAAGCACUUGCCAACGUUGUGUGUCAGCUGAAAUAGCCAGCAUGAUAUCGGCUGAUACUUCAAGCUUUGGAAGCUAUCCAAGCUCCCGCCCAGAGAACAAACAAGCACCAAGAUCCAGAGUGAGAAAACACAAAGAAAGAAGAAGUGGACUUUAGUUAAUAUUUAUCACAUUUAAAUGUAUUUUUUAAAUGUUUUAAAACUAACAGAUAUUUAAGAAAAAUUUGAAUCAGUUGUCCAUAAACGUCAUUGAAACUCACCAUGUAUUUGUAUUUGUAAGAUACGAUUUAAAAAGUAUUUAAAUUAUAGCUAGUGUUAAGAAAAUAAAGUUUCCUUUAAGUUUAUAUUUUCCUUCUUAUUAUAUUUAUUUGUCCUCUUAUUGUUAAUCAUGAAGGUUAGUACAAAACGGGUGUCCGUCUGAAGACAAAGAAGUGCCAAAGAUGUCUUUCUACGUCUGGAUGUCUAGAUCCUGAAAAAUCCUGGAAAUCUUUAAGAUAAGAAAGAUAUCUAGGCAGCCAGGAUGAAACAUCUUUGAAAAGAACUUUGUACUGUGAAAUUAUCAUGUGAUUCGUAGUGAUUAGAAGUUUAAUGUCUGUGGUGCAAAAUACAUACAGCUCUUCGAUCAGCAGCUACGAUGCUUGAAAGGACUCAUCUUUGAGGUGUCGUUUAUCUAAUUACAUCCGCAUUUCUUUGUGUUUUUGCAUAAUGUAAUAUCUCUAUUCCUUUUAAGUUUUUUUUUACUAUCAUUAUGUGUGAGAUUCCAGAAACUUGAGUGUACAAAGUAAAAAUCAUUAAUAAAAAUGCUGCAGCAACAA